This is a messenger RNA of Solea solea (common sole), 2139 nucleotides long. RefSeq names its product notum, palmitoleoyl-protein carboxylesterase a (gene notum1a). The record is from RefSeq and is a predicted model, not a curated record. Gene Ontology annotation, molecular function: hydrolase activity. NCBI's taxonomy places the organism in Eukaryota, Metazoa, Chordata, Actinopteri, Pleuronectiformes, Soleidae. The transcript is spliced from 10 exons. Bases 282 to 1862 code for a protein of 526 amino acids.
ACGAGUGUUGUCGUUCAAGCUUGCGCGCUUGGUCCAGCAGUACUUGACUUCUAUCAGAAAGAUACAUAUCCAGCGAAUUCUACAGAUGACUGUGAUAAAUCUUGGAGGACUUGUAAUUUGAGGUGACAUUAAACUCGUGCGUUUUUGGGAACGGAUGCCAAGUGUUAAUGCGUCUUUUAAGCCGUGCGUAAUAGUCGUUUCUUUCCUGGCCCCAUUUUUUUUUCUUUAAAUAAACCUUGUUUCCUUGCAUUUGGAGGACGUGCGCUUAACCCAGGGAUAAGAUGACUGCGAUCAGAAUGGUUUCAUCAGUGCUGCUGGUGGUGCUGAUGCAGUCCGGAGCUCUUUGCGCACGGAGGUUCCGGGGUGGCCGCAACCCGCAACCACGACGCGCAGCACCUCCUCCCACAUACCGGGCCGACCGGGGUGACACCACGGAGAGCUUCCCUCUGGAUUUCACCGCCGUGGAGGAGAACAUGGAUAACUUCAUGACGCAAGUGAAGAACCUGGCGCAGUCCCUGUACCCGUGCUCGGCGCAGAAGCUUGACUACGACAUGAAGCUGAACUUUUUGGAGAAUACAUCAGUCACCUGCAACGACGGGAGUCCUGCAGGGUACUACCUGAAAGAAUCCCGAGGCAGCAGACGCUGGUUGAUAUUCUUAGAAGGUGGCUGGUACUGCUUCAACAAGGAGAACUGUGACAGUCGAUAUGAGACCAUGAGGAGGUUGAUGAGUUCAUCCAAGUGGCCCCAAACAAAAACAGGCACGGGAAUCCUGUCUCCACUGCCGGAGGAAAACCCUCACUGGUGGAACGCCAACAUGGUGUUCAUCCCAUACUGCUCCAGCGACGUGUGGAGUGGCGCUAAAGCCAAAACGGAGCAAAGUAAGAAAUGGCUGACAGACAAAAACCAUGACAUACUGUUUCUGUCUGUAGUGAUACCUUACAGAGCUGCUUUCUUUGUCUUAUUUCUAGGUGGCUAUGCCUUUAUGGGUUCACUGAUCAUUCAGGAGGUCGUAAAGGACCUGCUGAACAAAGGUCUGGACAAUGCUAAGGUCCUACUCUUAGCAGGAAGCAGUGCCGGUGGCACUGGGGUCCUGCUCAAUGUAGACCGCGUGGCAGAGCUCUUGGAGGGACUAGGGCACACUGGGAUACAAGUGCGAGGUCUGUCCGACUCUGGCUGGUUCUUGGACAACAAGCAGUACCACUGCACAGACUGUGUGGACACAGUCAGCUGUGCCCCCACUGAAACCAUCAAGAGAGGCAUCAAGUACUGGGGUGGAGUGGUGCCAGAAAGGUGCAGGCAGACUCAUCAAGGAGAAGAGUGGAACUGCUUCUUUGGAUACAGAGUAUUCCCAUCAAUAAAGAGCCCGGUGUUUGUGGUCCAGUGGCUCUUUGAUGAGGCCCAGCUGACAGUGGACAACAUCCAGCUGACAGGCCAACCUGUGCAGGAGGGCCAGUGGCGCUACAUACAAAAUCUGGGCAUAGAGCUGAGAAACACACUCAAAGAUGUCCCGGCUAUGUUUGCUCCAGCGUGCCUGUCUCAUGAGGUUAUCACCAGAAAUUACUGGACUGAUGUGCAGGUUAAGGGCACCUCCUUACCCCGAGCACUGCACUGCUGGGACCGGAGUCUCCAUGACAACAGGAACAACAAAGCCCCGCCCAAGGGCUGCCCCGUACAUUUAAUUGACAGCUGCCCAUGGCCGCACUGCAACCCCACCUGCCCGACCAUCCGAGACCAGUUCACGGGACAAGAGAUGAACGUGAUUCAGUUCCUCAUGCACAUGGGCUUUGACGUGCAGAAGAUGGCUCAGCAGCAGGGCAUGGACCCCAGCAAGCUACUGGGCAUGCUCAGCAGUGGCAGCUAAAGAGACACGCACAAACAAAAGUAUCUCCAAGCUAAGCCCCCGUGCAGGGUCGUCUGGUCUCUCUGGCCAGUCCCAUGCCAAUACCUCCAAAUACUCAUCCAACCCUCACAACCCAUUCUACCUUUGAUAUAUUCUCCUCUGACCUCCUGCUUACUUUAGCCCAAACCUCAGUCAACCAUAGGGGCUUACUUACAUCAUGUCCCACAAACCUUUUCCUCGUUGUACUGACAACAAGUACAGGGGCAACACGCCUCCAUGUUAAGGCACGACUCUCUGC